Messenger RNA from Phymastichus coffea, 3254 nucleotides. It is a transcript of the gene emp, whose product is annotated as scavenger receptor class B member 1. The coding region runs from base 320 to 1888 and encodes 522 amino acids. Gene Ontology annotation, molecular function: scavenger receptor activity. The transcript has 6 exons. The record is from RefSeq and is a predicted model, not a curated record. Gene Ontology annotation, cellular component: membrane; cytoplasm. NCBI's taxonomy places the organism in Eukaryota, Metazoa, Arthropoda, Insecta, Hymenoptera, Eulophidae.
UCCUUUUCGGUUUGACUAUAGUAUGUCAACUGACUUGGAACUGAUCGGAGCCUCGAGCUCAAAUUUGAAUAAUCUAAACUAGAAUCGAUACUAAUGCAUGAACUGACACGUCACAGGUGCUAGUUCAAUUACAAGUGAGAGUCAAAUCGAUAUUACGCUACGUUGAGUGAGCUUUAGAUCCUGGAUUAAAAAGAGUUAAUUUAUGUGUUUAUUUUCUUACUGCCUUUCACCUAGAGGAAGAGUUAUUUGAUAUAGUAGUUUAAGUCAGUCAAUUACUUGUCUACUUACGAGCAACAGAUUGAACACGUCGAUUUUUGACAUGAGAGUGCAGCGAGGUAUUUGUACUAAACUUCAGGGAGGAUUCCUCAAACGAUGGUGGGCUGCAGUAGCAAUAGGUGCUUUGAUGCUAAUAAUUGCAGGCAUAUUAGCCGCUAUAUUUCCGACAUUAAUAACACUCAUAAUAAACCGACAAAUCAUACUACAAGAAGGUGGUCAAACUUUUGGUUGGUGGAAGAAGCCACCAGUUACACCGCAGAUGCACGUAUAUAUUUACAACGUUACAAAUGCAGAUAAUUUCCUUAACAAUGGUGACAAACCGGCUCUUCAAGAACUAGGACCCUAUGUUUACCUUGAGACCUGGGAAAAGGUUAAUAUUAAAUUUAAUCCUAAUGGUACUGUUACCUACAACGUCAAGAAAAAAUUCAUAUUCUCAGAGAAUCUAUCAAGUGGCUCAGAAGAUGAAUUGGUGAUAGUUCCAAAUGUUCCAAUGUUAUCGGCAACAUCGCAGUCAAAACACGCAGCACGUUUCCUACGACUGGCUAUGGCUUCUAUUAUGGAUAUUUUAAAGAUAAAACCAUUCGUAGAAGUAUCGGUAGGUCAGUUACUUUGGGGAUAUGAAGAUCCAUUGUUGAAACUAGCAAAGGACGUAGUUCCGACUGAUCAAAAAUUACCUUACGAACAGUUUGGUUUAUUAUAUGGAAAGAAUGGUACUGGUAAAGAUAAUUUUACUAUAUUCACGGGUGCUUUGGAUAUCAGCAAAUAUGGUUUACUUGAUAAAUGGAAUGGCAAGGCGGGCCUUGGACAUUGGACUAAGCCUCACUGUGAUAGUAUAAUGGGGAGUGAUGGCAGUAUUUUUCCGCCUCAAAUCACUAAGCACACCGUACUUAAAGUUUUCGAUAAAGAUCUUUGUCGGACACUACCUCUUAUUUAUAAGCAAGAAGUAAUGACAGUGAGUGGAGUUCCUGGCUAUAGAUUUGUCCCACCAGCAGACGUAUUUUCCUCACCCGAUCGAGUACCGUCGCAGCAAUGCUUCUGUCCAUCAGGUCCUCCCUGUGCUCCCGAGGGGACGUUCAAUGCAUCUCUAUGCCAAUAUGAUUCACCAGUUCUCCUCAGUUUUCCACAUUUUUACUUGGCUGACCCCAUACUGAGAGAAGCAGUAACAGGAAUAUCACCCCCUGAAGCGGAAAAACAUCAACUUUUUAUUGAUGUUCAACCAACAAUGGGUACAGCGCUAAGAGCCAGAGCUAGAAUUCAAAUAAAUCUUGCGGUCAGUCAAGUCCGCGAUAUUAAACAGGUUGCGUCUUUUCCUGACAUCGUUUUUCCAAUAAUGUGGUUUGAGGAUGGCAUCGAUGAGCUACCAAGUGAUGUAACAACAUUAAUGAAAAUGGCAGUGGAACUACCUCCAGUAGCACGAGUUAGUAUAUCAAGUGCCGUCGCUGCUAUUGGUUUUGUUGUACUUAUUGGGGCAUCGGUGUGUUUGGCCCGUGCUACUAACCGUCAGGAAAAACUUCAUUUGAGUAGUCCGUUAUCAACCCAGUCUAUCAAAACCACUAAUGGUCUUUCACCUACUUUUCAGAAUCCUACAGCAAAGUCUCUUGCUAGUAAAUAGAUAUUUUAUAACUACAUACACUUACCAUGGUUAUGUGGUAUUAUUUGACUAAUUGUAAGUCAAAUUAUGAAAUGACGUGAGCUGAUUAGAUUAUUGGCACUUUUAAGAUGAAGUAACAGAUAGUUCAUACCAUCUUAACACGAUCAUUUUUCUUGCUAUGUUUUUGCUAUUGAUUGUUUUUCUUAUUACUAUUCUUGUUUCUUUUCGUUAUUAUUAUUUUUUAUUUUUAUUGCUAAUUUUGUUUCUUUUUCUUUUCCUGUGGAAAAUUUCAAUGUUUCUAAUGUGAGUAAACGAUAAAACAAACCAAUAGACCAACUCAAUGGAAAAUCAUUAUAUUUUGAGAUUUCAUCUUCGUUAUGCCUUGAUAUAUUGUCUACCUUAAAUUUUACAGGAAUAUAUUUUCUGGUCUAUUGUUUAUUACUGAUAUCUCAAUCGUUACUAUACUAUAAAGUCUCAUAUAUUACUACCUCGUCGUGAAUAAAGCGAUUGAUUUAAACAAGUACAUAUGAAAAUUAUCUUUCUAAAUUAUUGUGUCAGUACUUUAUAAUUGUUUUAUAAUGUCCUCUUUUCUCCUUUCUUUUAUUGUAUCCACCACUGAGAAAACCAUUAAUAGAACGUAAAUCAUCUUAGCUUAUUAAUAAUUUUUUCUGUUCACCAAUGUAAAAAUUUAUUACAUUAAUGUUGAGAGACAGAUUUUUUUAUAAAUUAAUGUUAUUUUUAUUAAGUAUAAUUUUCAAUUAAUUGUUGUUUCAAAUUUUAUAGUGUAACUUUCCAUUAUUAUUAUAUAAAUUCAAAAAUUUCAAUCUUUUAUUCAAUCUUUCCAGACAAUUAUAAUUUUAGAAAAAUAAAAAAUAUAUAUCUACAAAAGUUUCAGUUUAUUUGUUAUAGCUGAUGAAAUGGGUGGCGGCGAUAUUUUUGUUUUAAAAUUGUUCACAGCUCUAGAUAACUUGCCUUCAUUUGAAAACCUGAUAAUGUUAUAAAAACUAUUAUACACGCAAACACACACAGACAUACGCAUACACAUCUACACAUAUGCAAAUCAUUCAUAAAAUCAGUAAGUACCAUAUGUAUUAUAGUAUAAUUUCUAAAUCUUAUAUAUGACUCAUAUUUUAAAAAUUAUUAUUUCUAAAUGUCUUCAUAUGUAUUUCUUCAAAGUAUUUCCUUAAAACGCUCUUAACUUUUUUACGUUAAUAUCACUGCUGCAAUACUAUAUAUUUUUGGCGUGCGUCUUGUUCUAGAUGUUCUUUGUGAUUACUUAAUAAUCAAUAUGUAUUAUGUAAAAGCUUAAUUUAAGUAAGAUAAAACAAAUAGCUGUAAUAGUAAAAAUGGUCUAUUUGUCCGAAAAAAGUAAUAAAUACAAUACAUA